AUGUUGCUGAGGAAUUGCCUGCUAACGCUGCUGAUCUGCCGGCGGUCAGCGGCCGAGUCCAGCGUCGAGGUGGACUACUCCGAGCUGGCAGAGAAGGCCGAGAGCAACAAGCAGAACAUCCUCAACUUCCUCAAGGACUCGCGGGUGCAGGAGCAGUAUAAGGCGCUCUAUAACUCCUUGCUUACCAAACUUAUAGGUGCCGGCGCCACGGCUAGCAGAAGAGGGUCUACGCGUCGGAUCGUAUCCGGGCGGAACACGUCCAUUGCAGCCGUUCCCUGGCAGGUGUCUCUGCGACAGAAGACGUACCCCAUCUGUGGCGGCUCCGUCAUCACCGACCGCUGGCUCAUCACCGCCGCACACUGCUUGCUCAGAACUCGCUCGAGCGACCUGACUGUGCGGUUGGGGUCCUCCUGGAAGACCCACGGCGGGGAAAUGUAUGACGUCAAGAACAGCUUCGUACACCCCCGCUACGUCAGCAAGACCAAGGUCAACGACGUGGGGCUGGUGGAGCUGUACUCCCAACUGCGGUUCUCCGCCAGGGUGCUGCCCAUACGCUUCGUGGAUAAAGAGGCCCGGCUUAAGGCUGACUCGCCUGCUAUUGUCUCAGGAUGGGGGAAACUUAAGGAAGGAGGUCCAAGCGCGACGUAUCUGCAGUCCACCACUAUCCGGACCAUCGCCAUGAAGCUGUGCAAGCGGUCAGGCCUGGACCGCAAGGCCAUUGACCCCGUCUCCAUGUUCUGUGCCGGCUCCUUCACGCAACCCUCGCCUGAUGCUUGUCAGGGUGACAGCGGUGGCCCCAUCGUCUACAACGGCGUACUUAUCGGCGUGGUGUCCUGGGGGUUGGGCUGUGCCAGGGGCAACUUCCCCGGGGUCUACUCGCGACUGGCCAACCCUAUUGUCUGGGACUGGAUAAACGGACAUAUUACCAGGAAACCCGAUAACACCACCACAUAGACGUACAUCCUCGAACUUUAAAUCAGUUGAUUUCUCAAAGACUUGAUACUUGUUAUUUUUAUAGAACCGUUACAUGUUACGUUACCGGACUCGUCUAUCGCGUCGUAGACACAAAUUAACCCGCACUAUCGGCUACGCUGCCAAUACGUAUAAAUGAGCCAAUAGAAUUUAUUUAUUUCUCGCGUCGCGCGCACGUUCGGAGUCGAGAUGCGUGUUGCGGCUACAGUCGUUUCGUUUUAAAGCAAACUCACAGGAGAUUUAGGGUUGAACCAAACCUGGCAACACAGAAUCGCAUUUGUUCCGCCUCUGCGUGCUGCCGCGCGCGGAUUGACCCUGCACUGAAGCGCUGUCGCAUUUAAGAUUUGCUUUCCCAACAGUAAAGCGAGCGACAACUGCUAGCUGCUGUAUUGCACUUCCGCGCUUUUAUCGCUCUAGUAAGUGACGGUUCUGAAUGUCAGAAAAGGAAUGAAGAAUACAGGUAGUGCGAUACGAUGUGGCCAGAUGUAGUUCAACCUUUAAACACCCUUACCUAUCGCCUUGGACCAGAGUUACUUCUUUUUUACUUCAGCGUAUUAAUUUCAUUGUUGGACAUGAAUGUCAUGUUGCUCGGACUUGUGAACUGUGUAUGUGUGACUUAUUAGUCAAUGAUUACAAUUAUAAAAGUGUCACUUAUAGAGGAAUGUUGUUCUUCUGCGUGAUAUUUACGUCAGUCAAUAUUACCACUGUACACUUAGAAAUCUUUGCACAAACAAUCUGGGCUGCUGUUUAUUUUGUAACUGAAAGUUCAAGAUUCAAUAUUAAUCACUGGCUAACUGACUGAUUGUACUUUUUUAUUAUGUACGUACUCGGUUUUUUUUUAUUAUUUGUAAUAAAUAAAUGAAAAUGAAUGUUCUUUAUUGCACGUUUCUAAACAAC
Pectinophora gossypiella (pink bollworm) is the source of this 1869-nucleotide messenger RNA. RefSeq names its product trypsin delta-like. Bases 1 to 954 code for a protein of 317 amino acids. Gene Ontology annotation, molecular function: serine-type endopeptidase activity. Lineage: Eukaryota; Metazoa; Arthropoda; Insecta; Lepidoptera; Gelechiidae. Gene Ontology annotation, biological process: proteolysis. The transcript is spliced from 7 exons. The record is from RefSeq and is a predicted model, not a curated record.